AUGUUUGCGGUUGCGAUGGAGCGAGGCGCAGAGGCCGCGACUGCCGCGAGUGCCCCCGCCACAAAGAGUGAUAGAGGCGCGCGGCAGUGUCAGUCACAAAGCCAGGCCAGGACAGUCAGUCAGUGUCAGCGGCAGUCGGCGCUCGUGUCAGUGCGGCAUGGUGGCGAAAUGAAGCAGCAGCAGGACGAGGAGGCCGGCGGCCCUUUGCUCAACGCGCUCCACGCCAAGAUCAGGCCGGCGGCGGCCGCCGCCGGCUCCUUCCUGGCCGCCUCCCCCCUCCCCAGGCACAACACCUUCACCAGCAAUGCCUCGUCCAUGCAGGCCCUCAGGGUGCGUCACCGGAGCGGAAGUCGGAAGCCGCGGAAGCGGGUGGUGUUCAAGAACGGCGACUGCAACGUGCUGCAGACCAACAUCUCGAAGCGGCGGCUGCGCUACCUGCAGGACAUCUUCACCACCCUGGUGGACGUGCAGUGGCGCUGGACGCUGCUCGUGUUCGCGCUCAGCUUCGUGCUGUCGUGGCUGGGCUUCGCGGUCAUCUGGUGGCUGAUCGCCUUCAGCCACGGCGACCUCGAGCCCAACCACCUGCCGGACAGCCAGGAGGAGUCCAACUGGACGCCCUGCGUCGUCAACAUCUUCAACUUCGCCUCCUGCUUCCUCUUCAGCGUCGAGACUCAGCACACCAUCGGCUACGGCUCAAGGUCGACGACCGAGGAGUGUCCGGAGGCGAUCUUCAUCAUGUGCCUGCAGAGCAUCACGGGCGUGAUGAUCCAGGCGUUCAUGGUGGGCAUCGUGUUCGCCAAGAUGUCUCGGCCGAAGAAGCGGACGCAGACGCUGCUGUUCAGCCGCAGCGCCGUGAUUUGCCAGCGGGACGGGCAGUUGUGUCUGAUGUUCAGGGUCGGCGACAUGCGCAAGUCGCACAUCAUCGGCGCCGGCAUCAGGGCGCAGCUGAUCCGGUCGCGGCAGACCAAGGAGGGCGAGUUGCUGGCCAUGUACCAGCACGAGCUGGUGGUGGGCGCGGACAGCGACCAGAGCGACAUCUUCUUCAUCUGGCCCACCAACAUUGUCCACAAGAUCGACGCGUCCAGCCCCCUGUACCACAUGAGCGCCGCCGACAUGAUCCGCGAACGCUUCGAGAUCGUCGUCAUCCUCGAGGGCUGCAUCGAGAGCACCGGACAGACCACGCAGGCCCGGUCCUCGUACCUGCCCUCGGAGAUCCUGUGGGGCCACCGCUUCCAGCCGCUCGUCUCCUUCAGCAAGGACCGCGGCGGCUACGAGGUCGACUACAGCCUCUUCAACAACACCUACGAGGUUGAGACGCCGCUCUGCAGCGCCAGGGACCUCGAGCACUUCAACCGCAUCCAGGACGAAAUCAGGCACUCAGCUGAGAUAUCAGUUCGAGACAUGGCGAACAGUCUGGUGCCCUUCGGAGGAGGUCUGCGGCGCGUGACGAGCGAACCUGGCGGUCAGGUGGGUCAGCAGGGCGCCCUGCAGCACGCCGGCGUCCCCCUGCUCGCCCUCGACCAGACGCCCGAGUCUCCCGAUUGACAAGAAGAAAUUUUCUCCAACCUCGGCCAUUUUAAAAUUAAAAAAUAAGCGUCGUGCAUCUCUCAGUAUAAUUAUGUCAAUUUUUAAGUACACACGUGCCAUUUCAGUAGGAGAGUUUAAUCUCAAAAGUGAUAUAUAUUUUAAAUAAAAAAAAAAAAACCGUUUUGUGC
This is a messenger RNA of Neocloeon triangulifer, 1715 nucleotides long. It is a transcript of the gene Irk2, whose product is annotated as G protein-activated inward rectifier potassium channel 3. Gene Ontology annotation, biological process: regulation of monoatomic ion transmembrane transport; potassium ion import across plasma membrane. Gene Ontology annotation, cellular component: plasma membrane. The record is from RefSeq and is a predicted model, not a curated record. The transcript has 4 exons. The coding region runs from base 1 to 1545 and encodes 514 amino acids. NCBI's taxonomy places the organism in Eukaryota, Metazoa, Arthropoda, Insecta, Ephemeroptera, Baetidae. Gene Ontology annotation, molecular function: inward rectifier potassium channel activity.